Molecule: messenger RNA, 4305 nt
Organism: Lindgomyces ingoldianus
Lineage: Eukaryota; Fungi; Ascomycota; Dothideomycetes; Pleosporales; Lindgomycetaceae
Exons: 10
Coding region: 1-4305 (1434 amino acids)
Source: RefSeq, a predicted model, not a curated record
AUGCCGACGACCUCUCCAAUGAGGAUGGCUUCAAGAGGGCCAACGUCGAGGCCAUCUGCGCCACGGGAGAAAGCUCCAAGGCAGCUACAGGCGACGAUACUAUCGGCGAGAAAGGCUUCGGCUUCAAACCCGUCUUUGCCGUUUCCCACGACGUUCAUGUUCAAUCCCUUUUAUGGUCGUUUCGUUUCAAACACCACAAGGGAAGACGGCAUGGGUAUGGUAACUCCAUUUGACGCCCAACUGGUAACUAUCAAAGAGGAUAUGACAACCAAAUUUAUGUUAAGUCUCUCAGACCAGGAAGCAGAAUACAUCAAACUCGAGCAAGAAAUCAGAAGUCUUCCAGAUACGGUAAUCUUCUUCCUAAAACGACUCGAGUGCAUCGAGUUCCGCCUUCAUGACCAGAAUUCUCAUUCUCGAAUCAUCACCAUAACGAAGUCUCAGGUACAUCCUAAAAUGAAGGCUAUUUCUAGAACCGAAAAGCAAGAAUUUGAAGAUGGAAACACAUCCUUUAAGGAGAAGAAGAGUCACUACUACCACUUCACCCACACUAUUCAAGAUAUGCCCAAAGAUAACCAGCGAGUAAACCAAAGCUCAGCCAAAGUUGAGCUUGCAUUUCCAAUUAGCCUGCACAAUGGACCCCAAGUUUCAGAAGAGUGCCAACAUAUUUAUGCGUACCUCCCAAUCUCUCCUAGAAUUCCUCAAUUACAGUUCUUGAUACAAUCCAACUUUAACACAUCUGCAAGCCGAGAGAGUAUUGAUUGCAGCCCCUGGAAUCAAAGACUUCGGCGUGGGGUUGAGGAUGCCUUUUCAAACGCUGUUAGCGAGUUCGCCGCCGACCACGCGUUAAGGCAUUCCUGGAUGGAAUACAUUCCAGGUAAAGGCAUGCAGCAUCUCUGGGAAGGGCUGUACGAAUGGGUCAUCGCCACGUUGGGAGAACGGCUUAUUCUACAGACUCGUCAAGGGAGACGGUUCAAAACACCGCGAGAGCUGCGGAUACUAUCAGACCGCGACUUUCAUAAAGAUGAGCCAAUCUCCCCAGAUCUCCCAGAAGAGCAAUAUCUGGCUCCGGAGUACGAUUCCUUCAAACCCGUUCUAUCUGACCUUGGGGUCCUACCACUCACUAGUAGCGAGACUCUGGGUAGACUUGAAGCAGAUCUGCUCAACCUGAAUUCAAGAACGAAGUAUCGCCAAGCAGACGACCCAUGGCGACUCUCCAAUUCAGAAAAGCAACGAGUCAUGAACAUGGAGAUUAUUCCACUCAACGAUGGCAAGUCAUGGACGAAGGCAAACACCAUAAUUUCUAACGACACUGCGAUAUACUUUCCCUACACCAAGGAUGUGGCAAUUCCAAGUGGGCUCUCCCUAAGGUUGGCUGAACGAAACGCCGCUGAGAAUCCUAAACGUGCCGAGCUUUUCAGAUGCUUGGGCGUGAAAGAUUGUCCUCCGGAUGUGGUACUACAAGAAAUAUCAGACCUACAUCGAAACAGCAAACAGGUUUUGCUUGAAGAUAUACCUUCUCAUUACAGGUAUCUCUUUCGCAAGCAUCCCUCUCCACAUGACUUGAAAUUCCAUCUCCGGGUUCCCGUCACCCCGGCCGUCCAUUGCAGUCCCCAAACCCCGCUAUAUUUCAAAUCCUCGUCAGAGUAUCACUCCCAAAAACUCCUCCCUGAGAGUUACAUCACCAAAUUUAACGAGGAUGCGGCUUUCUUGGAUGAAAGCAUUGCGUCAGACUUGACUAUGGAAAACUUCCUAUCCCCCACCGGGCUGACGUGGAAAGGAUGGAUAGCACAAAUCACUGGCGCAAGAUACUUUCCUCCGCUGUUGCAGCGUCCAGAUAAGGGCAAGUUGUCAUCCACGCUUUUGGCAGUCCUCAAACAUUCCCCACACAAGUUCAUCGGACUUCUUCAAGCCCACUGGUAUUCAGAAUACAGGUCUUCAUUUGCCACCCCUAAGGCAGGCUCUAUGCUUGUAGCCCUCAAGGUUCCUUGCGAAACUGGUGCUAUGCUACCACUGAAUGCCACUUGUUUGCCAACUCCUAAGCUCCGAGCACAAGCGAAACUUUUGGGUAUCGAAGACAGCCUUCACUUUCUCCGAAUGCCAGAAGAUCUGGAAGACUCGAAUUAUGAGAACUGGAGCUUUCUACAGAAAUUAGGAGUUUGCUGCACACCAGGCCUAAGAUUCUACAAAGCAGCUCUGGCAAGAAUGGUCGAUAGAGUUGAUUUGGAUCUGAACACCGUCGCUCAAGUCUAUUUAGGAAUGGUAGACACGGCUCAACAAAAAGACGAGCCGGAGUUAAGGAAAUUCUUCAAGGAAAACCGCGCAAUUUAUUGUCCUACUAAUGUUCCCGAACAAUCCUGCUGGAAGAGCCCAAAUGAGUGCAUUUGGAGAGGUCCCGGCUUCCUUAGUGCCCAGAAGCCUCUGCAGCAGCUCUACGCGAAGUCUCCGGAAUCGACGAGAUUCUUUUCAGGGAUCCUCAAGAUUCCCGACGCCACGGUUGCCUACGUCCUUCAAAAGCUGAAGUUUCAAAGUCAAUCAGGAGACACGCCGUUUAAAGUUGAGCAGGCCGCUGAAAUCUACUGCUUUCUUGAAGUUCAGGGGAAUGUUGAGGUGGCGUGGGAUUUGAUCAGGCGAGAUUUUUUAGACAAGAAGCUCAUCUUCGCAAAUGGCAAUUGGCACACACUGUCGGCUUGUCUUUGGGAGUCCAAGUUCCACCUAUCUGGGUAUCAUCUUUUACACCAUAUCUACCCUGAACUAGAGAGAUUCUUCGUUAAACAUCUCAAAGUGAAAAUAGGAAGUCCACUGUUACUCAUCGAAAAUUUUCAAAGAAUAGCAGAGAAAGGUCACCCGAAUAAGAAUGAGAUCGGGCGUACUCUAAAGCAAAUUGGAAGAAUAUUUCUGGAACCCGACCUUGACGAGACGUCUCUGAGGGCGUUAGAUAAGCUCAAACGCGUGCCUUUUCUACCCCUAGCUGAUGUUGACGGAAAGUCGAAGCUGGUCGGAAUCAAUGACGAAUUCGCUAUUCCUGACCACCCGCGAUAUGCAAAAGCAUUUGAGGGGCAUCUUGUUCUGUUGGACUUUGAAGUCGCGGACGUUCCGGCCUUGGAUUCCCUCUUCAAACACUUUGGACUGACAGGGCGAUAUCUAUCAACCAUGGUAAACGAGACCUCCACCGUAAGCCAAGAUUUCACGGAAGAUGAAUUACGUGGAGACCACUUGAGGAGGAGGGCCUAUGCUCUUUACUGCUGCGCUGCAAAGUUCAAGAGCAAGAUGACACUACGUGACGACACUCAAUUGUUUGAUCAGUUAUCUCACCUUCGAGUCUUCACCACGGAUACGUUUUCCACACAACUCACCCUUCAAUUUCAAGGCAAACCCAUUGAAAUACCGAGCGAUAAGAUCAUUCGCGUUCACCAUGAGAUCCAGGAAGAUGGCCAAUUGAAUCUCUACGUCCCAAGGACGCAACAGGAGUGGAGGAAGUGUUACGAGAACCAAUUACCAGAUCUCAUUGGCAAUAUUAUAGACGCUCCUGAUGCAGCCCAUCGAAUCGCGAUGAUACUUAACAGCAAAUCUCAGGAGCUCGACGACUUGCUCACUGAAUGCGACAUUCCGCAGGUAUCCUGGAUACCGAAGCCCACUUUCGAUUAUGAGACUGCGAAUGAUAUUGAUACUCCCAGAACUGACUUCUGCCCCAAUAUGAACAUCGAUAACAGACUAAACCAUGCAAGAAGGUCGGAUCAAGCUCAGCAGUACGUAGCACCAUCACCUCCUUCUAACAAGCUAUAUGCACAGUUCUUGGAUAAGGUCAUCAAAUACACGCAGCGGAAAACGGAAACGGACCCAUUUGACAUGUCAGGUAUUCGAGACGUUGUCAUGUUUGAAACUGCCAGACUUCGGAAUUUCCAAUUGGAAGAGUACCAUUCGAGGAACCGUAAACAAAGCGCGGAUAUUGUGUAUUUGGACCAGGAUGGAAGCUUGAUGCUGCAUCUCCGGAACUUGUGUACAGGAGGGUUUCCUCAGUUCCCCCAUCACGAGGCUGGAAAUUCCCCUCCUAUCGAGUAUUUCAUUGAGGUUAAGACGACGACCGGGCGCUCGUCGAAAACCUUCUUCAUAGGGCAUGGGCAGUAUGAGCUGAUGGAGAAAUACCAGACUAGGCCAGAGAAGCGGCCGGAGAAAAUCUACGUCCUCAUUCGGGUGUUCAAUCUAACAUCUGGAGAUAUUGGGAUGAAGAUUUUCGUGGACCCUUGGAGAUUUAGGGGUAACAUUCUUCAAUUCCAACAUGAUAAAUGGGAGGUGAAUAUUGAAUAA